AUGGAGAAAACGACUGCGAUCAAGAAACGACGAGCCAGGAAACCACAGCAGCAGAUCACAACCAUCAAGGACAAACAGCUCACAAACUCACCAGGCCUCGACCGAUUCGAUGACCUGCUCAACCGUCUGCGCAAAUCAACACUGGCACAGGACCAGCACAACCCAUUCCCAUCCAUACACGCCCCAAAACAGCGGCUCAGCAAGCUUGUCAGCCCAGCCGAUCAGUGCGAAAACCAGAACACAAAUCCCUCCUCGCGUAAUACCGACCAGCCUGAGAAACCAAGCCCACUGCUACUACCGGACCAGAUCUCCUCCCCACGUGUAGACCCAGAGCUCAAGACACUCUCCGCCAGGAACAGCAAGACCUCCAGAUCACCCCUCUCAUCCCCCAAGGCCACCCCAUGCAUCGUCAACCUCUGCGCCUCAUCCACCACUCCCCCCGAUCAACCAGCAGACGAGCCAGCAGAAGCAGCAGCUCCACAGCCUCUCCCAACAGCCGAACCCCCACCCAGCAGACUCGAUUGGGCCAGUCUGGUCGAAGCGGCACGGCAAUCGGACGCCGAAGAAGACCAGCUGCCCGACCUGACCGAAUGGGCUACCACCGACGAACGGACAUCGGCGCCGGACUCGCUUUGCGUGGACCCCUCAUCGCACAGACCGGUGGGCCGGACCACACCCCCGCUCGAUGUCCAGUCGCGCGCCGAGAUCUCCGCCUCGCUUGGACGCCCCGUCAAGAUCCGCCUCGGCGGCUCCAGCAUCCCGCCGCAGCCUGCUCCCCACGGAGAACAGCCCGCGAUGACAACACGUGCGGACCCACCUGCUGGGUCCGCCAGAGGCCCGGCAUCCCCACCCCCGAACCGCAGAGCUCUCAACCCGAUAUCCUCCUCCUCCCGCCUGCUCAACCAGAAACAGAAACAAUCAAUCGCUAGGUUGAUCAUACCCGUCCCCGCCCCCUCAGCACCUCUGUCCGCCAGCACCACCGGUGCGGCUGCGACUGCGCCCCCUUCCACCGCCUCGUCCCCGCUGCCCCUCUCCGCCCACCCGCCGCCCUCUUCCGCCGCCUCGUCUUCGUGCUCUCAUACUACUAUCCUGCGCAAUGCCGGUCCGCCCCGACCCGAUCUCGACUCCUGUUCGCCCCUCCCGCCCAGAAAAGACCCCGUCAGGUCCAUCGACCCUUCCGCCCUCCGCCGAGUCUCCAACUGCUUGUCCUCCGCCACAUUUCCCUCUCCUGCUCUGACACAUAUCGCCUCGUCUGCUCCUCCUCCACCGCCACCCGCAUCCACAGCCACUAAACCCGCGCCACACCCAACCCCUUGGUCUUCCUCCCCCUCCUCUGCAACAUCUUCUUCGAAGAAAAAACCCGACCCCAAUCCGCCGCUUCUCCCGGCCCAGAAAAACAAGAAGCCGAGCAAAAAGACAGCCAAGAAGCAGAAGGAUGGCCCUCCCAAAAGCUCCAGGAUCACUUCCCCGCCUCAUAAUGUCCCGUCUCCCUCCGUGAACCCCUCUCCUGCUUGUCCAGCUCCUGGGACGCCCAGAACGGGAAAAGCAUCCAAGAAUCUGUUCGAUAAACUUACCGGCGGGACGCUCCUCAACCAUAAUCAUACUCACCAUAAUCCUCCUCCCCCUGCUGCUCCUCAUCUUUCAUAA
Molecule: messenger RNA, 1647 nt
Organism: Puccinia triticina
Lineage: Eukaryota; Fungi; Basidiomycota; Pucciniomycetes; Pucciniales; Pucciniaceae
Exons: 4
Coding region: 1-1647 (548 amino acids)
Source: RefSeq, a predicted model, not a curated record